AUGGGUGGUAUUGGAGGGCCUCGCACGGGAGGGGUGAUGAGCAACAAAACGAGAGAAAAGUAUAAUUCGGAUGUCAAGACAAUCCAAAAGCAAUGGCAAGUUUUGACCAACUUGGAAGAUGUCUUUCCAGUCGCAAUUCGCCCCGAACGAGAGUUGAGUGUCAUAGACGUACAUAAUCUGUCGUCGAUCUCUAAAACAACAACUUUGGACGAAGCCAGGGCUCUCUUUGUUGCUGAAUGCCAGACGUCAAGUGGGCCUAGGCCAAUACAGCCGGCCGAUUUGGUCAAUAUCGAUACAUGCUUGAACACACGGCAAAUUUCUCCGGACGACUCGAAUAUUGUCGUUAUUACAGACGAGUCUUCAGAUGAAGCUGGGAAUGCGAAUGAAAAGCCAAAUCAGGGUGCUGCAGGAAAUAUCAACACAACCCGAAAACAAACAAACGACAGACGAGAGUUACCCGAAAAAGGCAGUGUUCCUAAUGGAAUGGAGAAAUCCUUAAAAGUAAAUCCACGAUCUCAACAACCCACGACGACUCUCAAUUCGAAGAAAAGAGAUUUAGCAAAUAGUGAAAUUGCCAAAAUCGGACUAAACACUGGGAAUAGUGCCAUGAACGAGAAAAGCAGUUCUGGAGCGUCUGGACUAAUAGUAAGACCUUUUGGAAAAUACAAAACAUCAAAAGCCCCACCAAAAGCCUCGAGCGACAUGAGGGCGUGUCCGCCACCCUCCCGGACGUCCCCCCCUCCACUCAGUGUUACUGGAGCCCAAUCUCAACCUUUCCUUAACAACAAUGGUAACACGACCGAUAGAUGCAUUGGCAGCAACAAAGGCAAGCGAAAGUUAGGGGAGAAAGACAACCAACCAAGAAGAGCGAAAGCAUCUCCUUACGAAUCAGCUACCUCACAAGUUGGCAACAACAACCAUGACACAGCGAACAGCGAACGUAUGGCGCGACUGGCAGAGCAUGUAGAGCGUAUCAUGGAUACUGUCGGAGAUGUCGCAUCAGUCAUUGAGAAAGGUUCAAAUGAAAAGCUGAAGAAUGAACUUAUGCUUGUGAUCGCAGCUACCGCCAAAUACUUUCGGGGUGACGUUGAAUCUAUCAUGAAAAAAGCGUGA
Glarea lozoyensis ATCC 20868 is the source of this 1113-nucleotide messenger RNA. RefSeq lists its product as uncharacterized. The record is from RefSeq and is a predicted model, not a curated record. The transcript has 3 exons. The coding region runs from base 1 to 1113 and encodes 370 amino acids. Lineage: Eukaryota; Fungi; Ascomycota; Leotiomycetes; Helotiales; Helotiaceae.